Molecule: messenger RNA, 363 nt
Organism: Gongylonema pulchrum
Lineage: Eukaryota; Metazoa; Nematoda; Chromadorea; Rhabditida; Gongylonematidae
Source: the annotation of a GenBank genome assembly
AUGAUUGUUUGUGCAACAGCUCGGAGAGACAGUGCAAGUACAUUGAACAAGAAGAAGAACAAGAAAAAAAAGAAGAAGGAAAAACUGCGGAUGAGAAGCGGCGAACAUCCUGUUGGUCAGAUGGUUACAGGCGCGAGGGAUACUUCACAAGAGGUGUAUGCUACCGCUGCUGCUGUUGCUGCUGCUUCGUCAGACGGUAAUGGACAGUUUCCGGGAAUGGGAAUUGUGAGCAAAAAACAAGCUAUGGUAAUAGAUGGAAUGGAAGAAUCAAAUGUACUGUACAUGAUUGACAGUAGCAAUAAGGUAGGUCUUUCUGAAAAAAUCGCCUCACGCCUAAGUACGAACUCUACAGACCAGACAUGA